Molecule: messenger RNA, 3150 nt
Organism: Triticum turgidum subsp. durum (durum wheat)
Lineage: Eukaryota; Viridiplantae; Streptophyta; Magnoliopsida; Poales; Poaceae
Source: the annotation of a GenBank genome assembly
AUGGAUUACGAGCAAGGCGGCGGCGCUGGCCGCGGCCGCGGGAGAUCUCGCGGCGGCGUCGGCGGGCGUGGCGGGGCGCCCGGUGGGUACGGGCCUCAAGGAGGCGGCGGAGGCUACGGAGGAGGCGGUCAAGGCCGGGGCGCUCAGGGAAGCGGUGGAGGAUACGGAGGAGGCGGAGGCUACGCGCCCCAAGGGGGCAUGGAGGGCCGCGGGGGCGGCUACGCGCCUCGCGGCGGAGGGUACGCUCCUCGCGGGGGCGGCGAGGGCCGCGGACGAGGCUAUGGUCCUCAGGGAGGCGGCGAGGGCCGCGGAGGCGACUACGGCGGAGGCGGGCCGGGAGGGCGUGGUCCUGGCGGCGGUGGGCGUGGGUACGGCCCCGGCGGUGGGCGUGGUGGGAACGCGUGGGCGCAGCCUGGGAGAGGGCCCGCCGGAGGACCCGGGGAAUACGUUCCGGUGAGGGCGCCGGCGCCAGCGUCUGCGGCGAGGAGGGUUGAGUCCGAGGAGGCGGGGCGCUCAUCUGGAUCCGUCGAACGCAUCAGCUCCAAAGAAGUGGCAAAAUUAGAACCACUAGCGCCCCCAGUUGCUGUGUCUCCCAAUGGCAUACGUGUGCCAAUGCAAAGACCUGAUGGUGGUGGAACAUUAUGUCAAGCCAGGGUCCAGCUUUUGGUAAACCACUUCAUAGUCAAGUACCCAAAGCUGUCAACCUUUUUCCACUAUGACAUAGAUAUCAAGUUUGAUCCAGCGUCUUCAAAGGUUUCUGGCAAGGAGCUCUCCAAUGCAGAUUUUCUUUCUGCAAAGGCCGAGCUUUUCAAGGAUGACAGCUUUCGGCAGCUUUCAUCGGCUGUUGCUUAUGAUGGAAAGAGAAACCUAUUUACUGUUGCACAACUGCCAGAAGGUUUAUUCCGUGUCAGAGUUAGUUCAAAGACCUACAUUGUAUCAGUAGAGUUCAAGAAGCAGCUUCCUCUAAGCCAACUCUCGGAGCUGCCUGUGGCUAGGGAGAUCUUACAGGGUCUUGAUGUCAUUGUGCGUGAGGCUUCUAGCUGGAGCAAGAUUAUACUUGGUCAUGGAUUUUACUCACCACAAAGCAAAGUGGAUAUGGGGUCAGGUGUUGUAUCUAUGAAAGGAACCCAGCAGACCCUUAAACACACUCAGCAGGGACUGGUCCUAUGUGUCGACUAUUCAGUUAUGCCAUUUCGCAGAGAUGGACCUGUUCUGGAUAUCGUGCGGCAGUUUAUAAAGCCCCUUCCCCUCGACUACAGGACAGCACUGAACAAGACUCAUCGGGAAAAGUUGGUGUAUGAGCUCAAAGGCCAGCGUGUUAAUGUGUCCCACCGGAAGACUAAGCAGAAGUACACUAUUCAAGGCUUCACUGAUUUGCCAGCCAGCCAGAUCACCUUUUUAGAUUCGGAAUCAGGGCAGUCAAGGAAACUUGUUGACUAUUUUGCUCAGCAGUAUGGCAAGGUGAUUGAGUAUCAGAUGCUUCCAUGCCUGGAUUUGAGCAAGAGCAAAGACAAACCAAAUUAUGUGCCCAUUGAGCUUUGUAAGCUUAUUGAAGGACAGAGGUAUCCAAUGGCAAAUUUGAAUAAGGACACUGAUAGAGCACUGAAAGGCAAGGCUUUAAUUAAGGCAGCUGAGCGGAAGUGGGAGAUUGAGACUGCGGUCAAAGCUGAAGAUGGGCCUUGCAGGGGAGAAAUAGCUCAACAGUUUGGGAUUUCUUUGGAUGUGAAGAUGAUGGAAGUCACUGGCAGGGUCCUUUCUCCUCCCAUGCUGACACUCGGCUCCUCCAGAGGAGCCCCUGGCAAUUUAAGUAUCACUCCAUCUAAUUGCCAGUGGAACCUCAUGGGGAAGAAGCUGGUAGAAGGCAAAGCACUUCAGUGCUGGGGCAUUGUGGACUUCAGUGCACGGCCAUCUCACAACAAGCAGCAAGCGCUUGAUGGGAACAUGUUUAUUAACUAUAUCGUCAGGAAGUGCUGUGACCUUGGCAUUCAGAUGAACAAGACAGCAUGUUUUGUGCAUCUAUCGACAAUGUCAGUGCUAUCAGAUCCACACCAACUGUACGAGGAGCUGAACAAAGCCAAGCAGGCUGCGGUGAAGAAGAACCAGAAGCUGCAGCUCCUCUUCUGCCCGAUGUCUGAACAGCAUCCUGGGUACAAGACACUGAAGCUGAUCUGCGAGACGCAGCUGGGGAUCCAAACCCAGUGUUUCUUGAGCCACCUCGCAAACAAAACCCAGGGCCAGGACCAGUACAUGUCCAACCUUGCUCUCAAGAUCAACAGCAAGCUUGGGGGCAUCAACGUCCAGCUCCAGGACAAGCUCCCACUGGACAACGGUGUUCCUUACAUGUUCAUCGGCGCGGACGUGAACCACCCGUCACCCGGGAAUGUGGAAAGCCCGUCGAUAGCAGCUGUGGUUGCGUCCAUGAAUAGGGGCGCCACCAAGUACGUGCCUAGAAUCCGCGCCCAGCCACACCGCUGUGAGGUGAUCAAGAACCUCGGCGAGAUUGUCCAAGAACUCAUCGGUGUCUUUGAGAAGAAGGCCGGCGUAAAGCCUCAGAAGAUCAUUUACUUCCGUGAUGGCGUGAGUGAUGGGCAGUUCGAGAUGGUCCUUAACGAGGAGCUUGCAGACAUGGAGAAGGUGAUCAAGGUGAAGGGCUACUCGCCGACGAUCACCGUGAUUGUGGCCAAGAAGCGGCACCACACGCGGCUGUUCCCCAAGGAGCACAACGAGCCGCUGCAGACGAAGAACGGCAAUGUGCUCCCUGGCACGGUGGUGGACACCAGAAUUGUCGACCCUGUGACGUACGACUUCUACCUGUGCAGCCACAAUGGGCUGAUAGGGACCAGCCGGCCGACGCACUACUACAACCUGAUGGACGAACACGGCUACGGGUCGGACGACUUGCAGAGGCUGGUGUACAACCUCUGCUUCGUGUUCGCGCGCUGCACCAAGCCCGUAUCACUGGCGACGCCCGUCUACUACGCUGACCUGGCGGCAUACCGUGGCAGGCUCUACUAUGAGGGCAUGCUGGCGUCCCAGCCCCAGGUGCGCAGCUCGUCGUCCUCGGCCUCCUCCGCAGCGGCGGGUGCUUCUGACUUCAGCAACUUCCCGAUGCUGCACGUGGAUCUUCAGGACAACAUGUUCUUCAUCUGA